Messenger RNA from Durusdinium trenchii, 2238 nucleotides. NCBI's taxonomy places the organism in Eukaryota, Dinophyceae, Suessiales, Symbiodiniaceae. The record is from the annotation of a GenBank genome assembly.
UUGUAGUUCCCACAACUGCUUGGGAGCGCCUCGGCCCCAUGGGGCUCUUGGACUAGAGAUUAUGACUUCAAGCUGGGCCCAAAGCUGGCCCAGCCUGCAGGACACCGAUGCCAGAUAGGCAUUGAUGUGGGCCCUUCGUCAGGGAUGGAGCAGUUCUUUCUUUAUUGGGAAGCUAGCGGCGAGUCGCGCUCCAGGCGCAAGGCAACUCCCACUGAUUCGAUCUUUUGCUAUGCGAAUACCGGCGCAUCGUUUUCAGCGUGAAAUUCCAGAGGACUUGGAGCCCAUUCCUAUUGCUAUCAUUGGGAGGCCCAACGUCGGGAAGUCCACACUCUUCAACCGCUUGCAGACCGGCACCCGCAAGCAGAAGAAGAAAAAUCCCGUCGACAACCGAGCUAUCAUUAGCGACCGGGCAGGAACCACACGCGACCGCAAAGAUGCGCUCGCAGUGUUUGGCGGGUUGUUGCUUCGGGUCAUUGAUACGGGGGGCUUGGAGACGCCCAAAGAGACGUCGAACAGCUCCUUGUUGCAGUCGAUGCAGGAACAUGUCUGGAAAGCUGUGGCGGAGGCGCAAGCCAUUCUCUUUGUGAUUGAUGCUCAGGAGGGCGUGACGCCCGCUGAUGAGCAUAUUGGGAAGAUGCUGCGGGAAGGUGCUGUGAAUGCAGACAAGUACCGCGACCUGUUCAAAACCAACACUCCCAGAGAAGUGCCGAUCAUCCUGAUUGCAAACAAAGCUGAGCAUGGGUUUAUCGGGCCAUACUUGAAUGAUUGCUACGAGCUGGGUGUGGGAGAUCCGGUCCUCAUGUCGGCUAAGCAGAACCAGGGCACAGAGGAUCUUUAUGAUCGGCUGGUUCUGGAAGUGGGUCACCUUCAGCAGCGAGAGGAAGAGAUCAAUCCAGGCACUGCUUUCCUUAACCACGACUACAUGGAGGAGGGGGAGGAAGAGGUCGAAAAUGACGAGGACAUUGAGGUCGACGUGGAUGAUGAAUCGCAGCCUGAAGUUCCUGAAGGCCCCACGCUUCCUUGGCUGUCACCAGAGAUGACCGAACACCAGCGGACCUCAUUGAGGUUCCUUGCUCACCAUCCGGCGGAUCCUUUGGGAGACCUGGACCCGGGCCUAAAGGCUGCAGUGCUACACAAAGAUCCGGGGAAGUAUUGGCUGCAGGCACCUCAAAGAGCUCUUCCAACCAAAGAGGCACGAGACUAUGUCUUGCAGCAUCGGCGUGCUGAAGAGAUGGACAAUGCCAUGAAGAUUGCACUAAUAGGAUCACCAAGUUCGGGUAAGUCAAGCAUCAUCAACGCCUUGCUCCAAGAGGAGCGAUGCAUCGUUGAUGAGAAUGACGGGACGACGAUGGACUCUAUAAUCACCAACUGGACUUUCAAAGAGCAACCGGUUAAGCUCAUCGACACGUGUGGUGUGGGCAGGAAGUUCACUUACCCUGGCUUCAAACCAAAGGAGUUUAUGGAGCCGGGCAUGGGCACUAAGAAAGCCAUCAACCGGGCACACGUGUGCGUUUUAUGUUUGGAUGCCUCACGCUUCCAGAAGCUGGCCGGGGCGGGCUUUCACUGUCCAAACAAAAUGGAGGUGCAUUUAGGGAACUAUGUGGUAGAGGAGGGCAAGUGCUUGGUCAUCGCAGUGAAUAAGUGGGAUUUGAUCCAUGAGAAGGACCAGCCAAAGUUCCGAGAAGAGAUCCUGAGCAGGAUCCAAGAGAAGUUUGGAAUAGUGAAGGGCGUCCCGGUGAUCUUCAUGUCGGCUAAGUACAACCUGAAUUUGCCGACCCUGAUGACCCGCAGCAUGGCGCUCUACAAGCGCUGGAGUGCUCGCUUGCCCACCAGCAGGUUGAACAGCUGGCUGCAGGCUUGGAUGCUACGGUGGCCACCCCCGUGGAAAGACGGUCAAAAGUGCAAUGUCAAGUACAUGACACAGACCCGAGCGCGGCCUCCCACUUUCGUGCUUUGGACGAACUCCACAUAUGGGAACUUCCCCGAGAACUACCUGCGACACAUGCGGAAUGGCAUGCGCGAUGAGUUCCGCAUCAGUGGUGUGCCGAUCCACUUCAUGAUCCGCUCCACCUGUAUGCCAAAACCACGAAAGAAGAUGACCAAGGCGGAAGUGCUGAAAUGGAAGCGAAUGGGGCCUAAACAGGCAAAAGUUGCAAUGAACCUCAACAAGAAGAGGAUGCCACGGCCAUUGAAGCAAAUUGAUUGAAAACGGAACUGUCAAAUUGAUUGUGACAGAAG